This is a messenger RNA of Zasmidium cellare ATCC 36951, 861 nucleotides long. RefSeq lists its product as uncharacterized. The record is from RefSeq and is a predicted model, not a curated record. Bases 1 to 861 code for a protein of 286 amino acids. The transcript has a single exon. NCBI's taxonomy places the organism in Eukaryota, Fungi, Ascomycota, Dothideomycetes, Mycosphaerellales, Mycosphaerellaceae.
AUGCCUUUCUUAAGCACGCUCGAUAGCGAUCAUCAGACUGCAUUUUCUGGCCAUGAUGUGAACGCUAAAGAAGAUACCGUCACCCUUGAAUCUGCACCGGAGCCCUCUAUCCACCAAAGCAGCGGAGAACAGAUCAUGGCAAUGCCUGCCCGCUUCUUUGACGAGCUCCAAAGAGCCACCCAAGCUCACGUCGAUCUGAAACAGUUUGAACGACAGGUCGACAGCUUAGCUCAAAAUCUUGGAAGAAGACUCGAGGCGUUGGACGAACAGAUCCCGAAAAUCCAGGAGAGCCUCACGACAGCCAAAGCGGAAGGUCUGCGCUCCGAUUCCGAACAGUACAUCGAGAUGCAGCAAGAAAUCCAGAAACGUGUCGAUGAGAAGGAUGAGAUAUUCGGCGGGCUGGAACAGAUGCAAGAGAAUUUCCGUGAAUACUGCCAGGAAUACAGGGAGCGCACUGAGGGCUUUUUCGAGAUGUGGCGUGAGAUUGCCAACCAAGGAUUGCGGGACAUGCGUCGAGAUCGCGAGGUAGUCCUCCUCCCCAGCGCUUUCUUGUCGAUGAAGAAGAAGGAGCCACCGAAACAGGUCGCUACAGCACGACCACCACUAGCCAUCCCUCAAAAGGAGCCUGCUCCCAGACUUGACGCCCCACUUGCUCCCUCCGACCCCAAGCGUAGGUACCUCACUCCUGACUACACCAAGUUCCAGCGGCAACUCGACCACGCCUAUCAGCAACUCGACAAUCGACAUGAGCGCUUCCAGCGCGAUGUCCUCGAUGGGUACCAACGAUGGCGACGUGGCGAGCCAGGCUGUGAGGAGAAUCGCAGAUUAACAGGCGGCACUUUGAAGAGACGAGAGAGAUGA